AUGAGAGCUCUCCUAAGAGAGUUACGAAAAGAUGAAGAAGAAGAAGAAGAAGAGAAAAGUAGAGCGGCAAAGCUCUCUCACUUGCGCAAACGAAAGGUUGAUGAGUGCGAGAGUCAACAAAUAAACCCUAAUCAUGAUGCUUCUUCUCCAAGUUUCUCCACAGUAGAGUCCAAGAGGCGUCUUGUGGUUCCCAACGAACCGAUCAGAGCUGCAGAACCGGUUAGAGAAAGAAAACCUCCGGUUAAAAGAAAGCCGCCGGUUAGACAGCCGGUCAUCAGAAGAGAGAGGGGUGUGACGCCGGAAUGGCUGGUUAACCUAAUGAGAGAAGAGAACGGUGUUGAUGCGAAGCUCAUCAUUGAAAAGGAUCUUAUGAAGAGUGAUCUCGCAACAAACCUAACACGUCUCUUGAUUCCAUGGAACCAAGUCGUGGAGAGGGACUUCUUGACCGAGGAAGAGCAGAGAAACAUAGAUGACCAUUUCAACAAGAGGCGUCAGACAGGAGUGGAUGUGAUCUUGGUUGAUUCUAAGGGUGGAAAAUGGGAUCUUAACCUCAGGAGAUGGGAUAUGAAGAGCAUUUCCAACUACGCCUUGAUUACCGGAUGGAGGAAGGUCUGUCUCCAUAACAGGCUAAGGUUAAACCAGAAGAUUCACCUCUGGUCCUUCCACUCCAAAGGCAGGCUCUAUUUUGCUCUCGUUCCUCCAGCUCCAGCUCCAGGCCCAGCUCCGGGUCCGGUUAGGAUUCCAGCUCCCGCUAUGGAUCAUGCUCAAGCUCCAGGUCCGGUUAUGGCUCCAACUCCGGCUAUGGCUCAAGAUCUGGAACCAGUUCUGGAUGCAGCUUCAUCUUCAGCUCAGGCUCCAGUUGUAACUAGAAAUUCUGACGAGCUAUAUAUAGUUGACGCUAGUCUAGAGGUUGAUGAGGAGAGUCGCAGGAGGAUAUUUGUUGACUUUCCAAGAAGAAGCAGAAGCACUAGAGUUGAGGUCCCAGCUCCAGCUCCAACUGACUCUAGCAACUUCGGCCAAAGCAUAGGCGAGGAUUUAGAUAACGUCAAAAGAUCUCCUGAAGUGGAUGUUAAUGUGGCUUAUAAUCUACACAUUUUGGCUUUAGCGGCCGAUAUGUGGAAGGCUUGA
Molecule: messenger RNA, 1128 nt
Organism: Microthlaspi erraticum
Lineage: Eukaryota; Viridiplantae; Streptophyta; Magnoliopsida; Brassicales; Brassicaceae
Source: the annotation of a GenBank genome assembly